This is a messenger RNA of Aureobasidium uvarum, 420 nucleotides long. Lineage: Eukaryota; Fungi; Ascomycota; Dothideomycetes; Dothideales; Saccotheciaceae. The record is from the annotation of a GenBank genome assembly.
AUGACAACUCAAACAACUGGUCGCUGCCUUUGCGGAAAAGUCCAGGUCACCGUGUCCCCCAAGCCCCUCACAUCAUUCUCAACCCUCUGCUGCAACUGCACAAACUGCAAACGCCGUUCUGGAGGCAUAGCUUCCUACGCCUUCAUCGUUCCUAAAGACCAUGUCUCCAUCACCGGCUCAACGCACGAAUCCUACUCAGAUCCAGAUACCGGAAGCGGCAAACCCAUGACCAGGACGAUGUGUACCGAGUGUGGAAGCCCAGUUUGCAUCAUCGAGGCGAGUAGUCCCGAUGAUAGGUGCUUGCAGUAUGGAUUGUUUGCUGGUGAGGUCGAGUUACCGAAGCCAGAAAUCGAGUUCUUUGGUAGAGAUAGAGUUGUGUGGGUGGCUGAGAUGGGGAAGAAUGUUAAGGAAACGGCUUGA